Amphimedon queenslandica is the source of this 405-nucleotide messenger RNA. RefSeq lists its product as uncharacterized. The transcript has a single exon. Lineage: Eukaryota; Metazoa; Porifera; Demospongiae; Haplosclerida; Niphatidae. The record is from RefSeq and is a predicted model, not a curated record. Bases 1 to 405 code for a protein of 134 amino acids.
AUGGGAAUUAUUGUCCCCGUUGAGAACUCUGAAGAAUGCAGUGUGGCUCGUAUAUACUAUUUACCGCAUCAUUGUGUCAUGAGGCAGGACAAGUCUACUACAAAAUUGAGAAUUGUAUACAGUGGCUCUGCUAAGAUGAACCGUCCAUCAUUGAAUAUUUGCCUCCAUAUAGGACCUUUAUUGCAUGAAAAGGUUUUUGACAUCCUUUUGCAAUUUAGGACACGGCUUAUUGCUAUUGUGGCUGAUGUAGAGAAAACCUUUCUUAUGAUUCAGGUGGCAGAAGUAAAUCGAGAUGUUUUGCGUCAUCUGUGGUAUAAAGAUGUUUCUUGUGAGAAUCGUUUGCUUCAGAUUUAUAAGUUCACGGACGUGGUGUUUGGUGUAGCCCAUUUGAGUCGAGGUGUCUAG